AUGGCAGCGUCGGCAGUAUUCGUACUCGAUGUGAAGGGAAAAGUUCUUAUAUACAGAGACUACAGAGGUGACGUCGACAUGGGGAUAAUUGAAAAGUUUCUUCCGGUUAUCAUCGAACGCGAGGAAGAAGGCAAUAUAUCCCCCGUCAUUCAAUGUGGGGGCGCCAGUUUUGUUUACGUAAAGUACAAUUAUUUGUAUUUGGUCGCUCUCGCGAAGAACAACGCUAAUGCUGCGUUAAUAUUUUCUUUUUUGUACCGCCUUGUAAACAUUUUUCUCGAGUACUUUAAAGAUCUGGAAGAAGAAAGCAUACGGGACAAUUUCGUCGUCACAUAUGAGCUCUUGGACGAGGUCAUGGAUUUCGGCUAUCCUCAGACGACGGAUUCGAAAAUUUUACAGGAGUACAUAACCCAGCAAAGUAGCAAACUCGAAAUCGCCCCUCGACCACCUAUCGCCGUAACUAAUGCCGUCUCUUGGCGUUCGGACAGUAUAAAAUACAGACGGAACGAAGUUUUUCUUGACGUCAUCGAAAGUGUCAAUUUACUGGUGAGCUCCUCGGGAAGCGUCCUGCGAAGUGAAAUCGUGGGCAGUAUUAAGAUGAAAGUUUUCCUUUCUGGAAUGCCAGAAUUGCGUCUUGGUGUAAAUGACAAAGUUCGUUUUGAGUCUACAGGGCGAGGCAAGGGAAAAGCUGUCGAGCUAGAAGAUAUAAAAUUCCACCAGUGUGUCCGAUUGUCUCGUUUUGAGAAUGAUAGGACCAUCUCCUUCAUCCCGCCAGACGGUGAAUUCGAGCUAAUGUCGUAUCGUUUGAAUACACAUGUAAAGCCUCUGAUUUGGGUCGAAUCGGUUAUUGAGAGGCAUGCACACAGUCGUGUCGAGUAUAUGGUCAAGGCAAAAGCACAGUUCAAGCGCCGCAGCACUGCUAACCAAGUUGAGAUCCUCCUCCCCGUGCCCAGCGACGUCGAUUCGCCGCGCUUUAAGACUACAGUUGGCGCCUGCAGGUAUAUACCGGAAGAAAACAUCGUCAUCUGGUCCAUCAAGAACUUCCCUGGUGGCAAAGAAUAUAUGAUGCGCGCUAGCUUUGGUUUACCUUCUAUUGAGGGUGAUCCCAGCCUUGAAGUAAAACCACCGAUCUCGGUUCGUUUUGAGAUUCCCUACUUCACAGUUUCAGGCCUUCAGGUGCACUAUCUCAAAAUCAUCGAAAAAAGUGGUUAUCAUGCACUGCCCUGGGUUCGCUACAUAACUCAGAAUGGUGAUUAUCAACUUCGCAUGGUUUAA
Dibothriocephalus latus is the source of this 1272-nucleotide messenger RNA. The record is from the annotation of a GenBank genome assembly. NCBI's taxonomy places the organism in Eukaryota, Metazoa, Platyhelminthes, Cestoda, Diphyllobothriidea, Diphyllobothriidae.